This is a messenger RNA of Staurois parvus, 156 nucleotides long. Lineage: Eukaryota; Metazoa; Chordata; Amphibia; Anura; Ranidae. The record is from the annotation of a GenBank genome assembly.
AUGGAGACUCUAUCGAUAUGUGUAAGACUCUGUGAGCAAGGAAUUAAUCCAGAGGCUUUGUCUUCUGUUAUAAAAGAGCUGCGCAGAGCGACCGAGGCACUGAAGGCAAGUGAUUAUUCAGACCAGCAGUAUGAGAUUAGUAUUUGUGUGUCCUGA